Molecule: messenger RNA, 1776 nt
Organism: Mobula hypostoma (lesser devil ray)
Lineage: Eukaryota; Metazoa; Chordata; Chondrichthyes; Myliobatiformes; Myliobatidae
Gene: smim19
Product: small integral membrane protein 19
Exons: 3
Coding region: 171-449 (92 amino acids)
Source: RefSeq, a predicted model, not a curated record
UCCGAAGGCUCGGGCAGUCAGUCGGACCGUGUCGGGCGCGGGCAGAUUUCCAUCGCCAGCGACGCGCCCGCACUUGGGCGCAGUUGGAUGACGUAGGAGUAGCCGGUGCCGAUCCGGAUCGGUUGCUGAGGCCGGUGGAGAGCGGAUUCGGAUUCUGCUCCGGCCCCGGGAUGGAUUACACGGUUCAUGAGGCCUGGAACGACGCCACCAACGUUUAUCUGAUGGCCGGGCUGCUGAGUGUCGGGUUGCUGCUUUACGCGAGGAGAAAUAAAAGACAGAUCAUGAGAAUAUUCACUGUCCCUCCUGCUGGUAAUUCCAGUCCAGAGCCCAACUUCUAUGACAACCUACAGAAGGUUCGCUUGCGUCAGCAACUGGACAUGUACUCGAUCGCACGCAAGUACGAGCAAGAGCAGGGACAGUUGGACAGUGUGCAGCUUACAAUGGAAUGACACUUGCAGUACCAUCGCUGGUAGAAGUAGAAGAAUGUGUGGGACAGUUGCACGAGCUAGAAAACCCAGUAAAGUGCUCCUUCAAAGCCUGCAAUUGGUGGGGAAAUGCUGGGAAUUGAACCUUUAAUACACACAUCUACAGGACUAAUAAACGAGAGACAUAGAGGUUACUGCCCACCUCACUAAAAAUAUUUUUCCAUCCUUCACGUCUAACAGCAAUCAUGUCAAUUGUGAAAAUUUUCUCCUGACAAAUAUGGAAAAGGGAUUCAAGAUCCCCAGUACGCUGGUGUUAAUAGUUUUAUGUAGAGUACCAUGACCAACCCAAAGGUCUCGAAGUUUGUAUUACUGGGUUACUGAGAAUGUCUGUUUGUUUUUGAGGAUUGAAUUUGUUAUGAAUGACUGGAUUGUUUUCAAUUAGGAGUUAAAUCAAGCAGCUCCAAUAUAAGAUUCCUACAUACAGAGCUUGGUUUAACAUAAACAAAAAUGUCUUGGUCAAAGUGCAACUUUGUUAUAGAACAUUCGGCCCACUGUGUUGUGCUGACCUUAGAAUCUACUCUAAAAUUCCUUGGUAACUCUUCCCUCCCACAUAAUCCUCCAUUUCUGCCUAUCUGGAGUCUGUUAAAUUUCCCCUGUGCAUCUGCUUCUCCCGCCAACCCUGCUCUAGCUACUCUGUGCAUUUAAAAAGCACCUACCUCUGUCAUCUAUUCUAUCUUGUCAGACAUGUUACUGAUACUUGGUAUAACAUUCUAAUUCAUCGUAAAAGUUAGAAUUAUAUGACUUGUAAAAGAAGAAAUAAUCUUCACUGAAUUGUUUUUAAAUGAAAAUAUUCUGAUCAAUGGUCAGAUAAUUUUCUGUUUUUCCUUUUCGACAACUAUUGAUGUGUCCAUGGGCAUUUGUGGAUUAGAGUGUCAUUUUGCCUUUCAGCAGGGUUACCAGCUAAUGAGCCAGGAUGAGAAGUGCAAUCUCAGCUCUAUCUCUGCAGCCACUGGAAUCGCAGACAAAUGUAAAUUAAUUCAGGACUUGACGGACUUUGAAUUAAGAUAUUUCUGAUCUGUUUGCUAUUCAGUGUGCACAUCCUAGGGCAGGCAUCUUCAGGAAUUCGUGCAUCAGUAAUUUUUCAGCUACCUGAGGAGGUUGUUUUGAUGGUAUGUUUCUGAAUGGUAACUUGGGUUUGGUUGUGAUUUAUCCUAGGUUUGACCCCAAAAACAAAUGGACAGCAACUCUGCUCCGCAAAUUACAUUUCAGUCAGUGUUAAUUUGACUGGGUGAAAAUUUAUGCUUUGUUUGAAAAUAUCUGAAAAUGUUAUCAAUAAAAUAUUUUAAUUGAC